Messenger RNA from Trypanosoma theileri, 2307 nucleotides. Its product is annotated as dynein intermediate chain. Gene Ontology annotation, biological process: intraciliary transport. The transcript has a single exon. Lineage: Eukaryota; Euglenozoa; Kinetoplastea; Trypanosomatida; Trypanosomatidae. The record is from RefSeq and is a predicted model, not a curated record. Gene Ontology annotation, molecular function: dynein heavy chain binding; dynein light chain binding. Gene Ontology annotation, cellular component: ciliary plasm; cytoplasmic dynein complex. Bases 1 to 2307 code for a protein of 768 amino acids.
AUGGAUUUGGCUGAAAAGCGUCGUCAGCUAGAAGAAAUUCGCGCUGCACGUGAGGCUAAGCAGCGCUCUGUGCAGCAGCAACAGCAGCAGUUAAAGCUACAGCGCGGUGGUUCGCAAUCUUCGACUGCGUUUCUGCGUAGUAGUACAGCGAGAUCUUCGGCUUCAAGUUUGGCUGUAGGAAACAGUGUAGUUGAGGGUGAUAAGUUGGGUCGUGUGGGUUCAACGGCAUCAUUGGUGAGUGUACGUGGGGAACAACGACUGGAUGAGCUUAAAACGCAAACGACACGGAAGUUACCCUCUUCACUAUCAGUUCGACAGGUAAUGUUAAAUAGACGGUCAACCGUUGAAACUGGCGUAGGGGAAAAUAUAAAUAAAGCACAGACUGAAUCAGAAACAGGGUUUACAGUAGAUACUAGUGGUCCUGGUCCGAAUUCGUGGAAAAUAGAGGUUGGUAUUGGUGCACUUUCACUUGAACCUACGGAUGAUAUUGAAGAUAUUUCUGUUAAUACCUCUGCUCGUUCUUUGCCACUCAAUAUGACAACGACGUCUGUUUCUGAUAAACCACUGGAAGAUUCUUCCGAAGCACGAUCUCGUGUUACGUCAAUGAUUGGAACUGCAAUGCUUAUAUCACACUCACUUCGUGCAGAGUCAUGGUUAGGAUGUGAGGGUCGUUGCGUGCUGGAUGUUGCGGUACUUCAGUACAAUUUAUCUGAAGGAGAUACUGACGCUGAUGACGAUUCACUUAUUUCUGCAGCCGCUCUUUCAGAGCCACAUAGUGUGGAGGUGAAGGCGGGUGAUGUAUCGCACAACGAAUCAUUGCAAAGUGGUGGUGAAACAACUAUCUCUACAUCAUCAGAGAAUAUUGGGACAUCAAAGGGCCUUGUGCUUUUGUGGUGUAUUCCACGUGGUAAAAAGGAUGAUGGAGCUUGUGCAGUUGUGCCACUUCGUUUUGGAAGUGAGAUUCGUUCUCUUGCAUGUACACGUCAUCGUCCUCAUCUUCUUUUUGGUGGAGCUGCAAAUGGUUCUAUUUUGGUAUGGCGCAUUGAUCAUGCAUUACAGGGAUGUAGAAGUGCCGUUAUGUCUAUUGACCCUGAAAGACCAUCAUCGUUAAAUUUAGGAACAUUAGCUUAUACAGGAGCAUCAGGUGUUGUUGUAGCAGGUGCUGCUAUGGGGCCAUUUGAGCAGUCCUUCCCAUCACCACAAACACAUCAAUCUCCUGUUCUUAGUAUGGCAGUUCAUGGAGAUGCGAAUUACCAUCACCUUUAUUCUGUGAGUCAGGAGGGUCGUGUAUGUAUGUGGUCUUUACAGCAACUGCGUUUACCUUCAUCAAGCCGUGAUGGGUUAAUGACUGGACAAUUUAUUGGUUCUUUAGGUUCAUGUGCAGCUUUUGUUGAUAAGGCAGCUGAUGCCAUGAGUAAAGUUGUUAUUGGUUGCCUUGAUGGUCAUGUUCUAGAAGGACGUACAAAAAGUUCACGUGUAGUGGAAUUUCGUUCAAUCACAACUCCACCUGUUUCUAGUUCAAUGGUUUCACCGAAUGAUACUUCUUCAAAUACAACAGAUACACCAAUGCACAGAUCACGCAGUCCAGGAGUGGGAAAUAGCAUUCCUGCACAUGGCGCUGCGGUUGUGGCAGUGGCCCCACAUCCACUUCAUGCGGAUCCUCGUAUCAGUGAUACUGUUCUUACGGCUGCGGCGGAUGGGAGUUGUUUUCUUUGGCUUGGGUCGCGACGUAUUAACAUUGAUGGUUUUUCCGCGUUAGUGAAUUGUUUACGGUGGUCUCCUACACAUCCUGCGGUAUUCUUUGCUGGGGAAAGUAAUGGUCGAGUGGCUGCUUGGGAUUUAUCACAGAACUCCUACGCACCUGUGGCAUUUGUGUAUCUACGCUCUUCCUCUACAACAGGCGGGGGAUGGGGACGUACUUCUUCAGGGACAAUUCCAAUGACAACGAUGACUACUCCAACAACAAGAACAACAAGAAAAACAUCUACAACUACUAAAACUACUACUACUACUACUACUACUAGUACUAAUGCUGCUACUACUACUGCUGUACCGGCACAUCGUAGUGCUCCAGUCACGAGUCUUUCUUUCUCAGACGAUGGUACUUGGUUAACCUGUGGUACUGCUACUGGAGAGAUACAUUUUUUGCGUCUACGCUCUGACCUUAUAUUGGAGAAAAAGGACUUCAAUCAUCGUUUAGAGGAAGGGAUGAAGGAAGAUCCUUCCACUGCAUCUGGUGGUAUUGCUUCUGCGGCUUCUGGCAAUUACACUUCAUUAUCUUGGAUUGAUGCACGUUUUGUAUCUUAG